AUGGCUCAAAAUCCAUCUGAUUUCACAGACCACGAAACAAGUGAAAGCUGCAGCCAGGAGCAAUCAGUGGUGACGGAUGAGACAUCCAGUGCGUCUGAAUCGCGAGACAACCUCGCUGUCUCCUCGACGCAGGAGAGGGAGGAGGAGGCAGUCCGUGGCGAGUACCAGGAGACCACGAUUUCGGAGGUGCUCAAGGAGGCCUUCUGCACCAGGAAGUUCCUGUGCACUCUCCUUGCCCUCUGCCUCGCUGCCGUCUCUGCCUUUACGAUGCACAUCGACGUGAGUGUCGUGAGCCAGGAGAAGACACUGAAGCAGGUUCCACUUGGCUUCUUCCUCCUAAGCGGCGCCGCCCUCCUCAUGGUCGCAGUCGUCCUUGGCUACGCCAUUGAGACAGUCACCUUCCGCAUUCUCAGGGGAUCUGCCUCCUCUACGAGCUCAGUCAUGUUCUACGCCUACAACUGCGCCUACCACAUCUCACUUGGCUGUGCCCUAGGGGGCCUCCUUGUCUGCAACAUGCUUACAAUAGGCGACUUCUACAUCCCCAAUCCCUACCUCUUUGAGCUGAGGGUGAGGGUGGUGCUUCCUAUGACAAUUCUCUUCUUAUGCUUCUUUGCCCUACAGCGGUGUCUGACUCAGAAGACCGUCUUUGGCUUCAACUACUCGACCUAUCUCAAGAGAAUCAGAAGGGCGAUACUCAUGGACUUGUUUGUGACACUGAUGGCCUGCGUGUCGGAGUUCAGGAACGAGACGAGGCCAGUCGACUUCGAGGAGGCAGACGAAGACUGGGUCGAUGACAGCCAGAUAUUCGUGGCAAGGAGGAAGCAGAGGGCUCCAAGGAAGCUGGCCACCUACAUCUUCGAGAAGCAGUUUCAGGGGAGCAGCAGGGCGCCAAUGACAUUUGGUGCCAAAUUCACGCUACUGAACGAGUUCAGCACCCUCUGUCGGACAUUCAGGCGGACAGACGCGUCGAUUCUGAGCAUCCUGGCCAGGCUCAAGGAAAAGGCCCAUUCAAAGGCGGCCGCCUUGCACAGGAGUCUGAAGAGGAAGCAGAUGAGGAAGAUGGGCGACUUCGGCUUCGUCUUCAAGAGACAGGCCGUCUUCAACGCAUUCUUCGAGCAGAUGGGCGUCAGGAAGAGCGACGAGAUCACCAGGGACUUCCUGGAGUUCUUCAUCGAGAAGUCGCUGAAGGAGAAGUACCUGAUCAGUUACAGUCUCAGGCAGCUCCAUGCUGCCAUUGAGAGAGUCUCCCUUGCCGUACAGGUGCUGAUAUGCGUGGUAUACGCGAUAUGCACAGUCAUAUCAGGAAUGGGACUAACAAACUCAAUGGGUGGAAUUGCGUCUACGAUAUUUGGAAUUCCAAUCAUUGCAUCGCUGCUGAAGGAGCACCUGGUGAAUCCAAUCAUGUUUCUCUUUGUGAUUCACCCGUAUGACGUGGGAGACCGUGUUCUGGUCACACUCGAUGGGAAGCAGGAGAAUCUGGUCGUGUCGACUCUCAACGUCUUUUCUACCCAUUUCUUCAGGUGGGAUGGAACGUGCUUCUUUGUACCAAAUUCAGUUCUAUCUGCCACGCCAAUAUGCAAUAUCAGGCGUAGUGGGCCGUGUAUGGAGAAUCACGUCGUACAGGUGUCGACGCAGACUGAUCCACAGAAGAUUGCGGAGCUAAAGCGUCGACUACAGCACUUUGUGAAGAAGUAUCCAAUCUACUACUCAGAUUACGUAUUAGUCAACUACGAGAGAAUAGAUGACUCAAACAAGUUGCACGUGAAGGUGCUGAUGCAGUACAAGACAAACAUCCAGAACUAUGAGCACUACCUGUCACUGAGAUCGAACUUCGUAUGCUACAUGAAUAAGCAGAUUAGCAGUCUGGGGAUUUCAUAUGAGUUGCCUCUGCAAAAAAUAUCACUGGAGGAGGAUGGAACCAACGGGAUAGCAAAAUCAGCCAGGGUCUGA
This is a messenger RNA of Enterospora canceri, 1950 nucleotides long. The record is from the annotation of a GenBank genome assembly. NCBI's taxonomy places the organism in Eukaryota, Fungi, Microsporidia, Enterocytozoonidae.